Molecule: messenger RNA, 1159 nt
Organism: Marmota flaviventris (yellow-bellied marmot)
Lineage: Eukaryota; Metazoa; Chordata; Mammalia; Rodentia; Sciuridae
Source: RefSeq, a predicted model, not a curated record
GAGGAGAGGAGGAAGAGGCGGAGGGGCGACGGGGGCAGGUCCCAGAAGAUGGCGGAGGCGGGGGAUUUCUGGUAGGUCAUGCUUUAGGACAAGAUGUACUGUUGAAGCAUCAUCUGCUUUGAUUCACAAACAGUGGAGCUUUUCAACUGGGACUCUCCCACCCCUACAGCUUAUUGAACUUAUGAAACCAUGGCGGAAGGAGAGACGGAGUUACCUGGGUCCAAAAAGUGUGGCCCAUAUAUCUCAUCUGUCACUAGCCAGAGUGUGAACUUGAUGAUUCGAGGAGUAGUCCUUUUUUUUAUUGGAGUAUUUCUUGCGUUAGUGUUAAAUUUGCUUCAGAUUCAGAGAAAUGUGACUCUAUUUCCACCCGAUGUGAUUGCAAGCAUCUUUUCUUCUGCAUGGUGGGUACCACCAUGCUGUGGCACAGCUUCAGCUGUGAUUGGGUUAUUAUACCCCUGCAUUGACAGGCAUCUAGGAGAACCACAUAAAUUUAAAAGAGAGUGGUCCAGUGUAAUGCGGUGUGUAGCUGUCUUUGUUGGUAUAAAUCAUGCCAGUGCUAAAGUGGAUUUUGAUAACAACAUACAAUUGUCUCUCACACUGGCUGCACUAUCCAUUGGACUGUGGUGGACUUUUGAUAGAUCUAGAAGUGGUUUUGGCCUUGGAGUAGGAAUCGCUUUCUUGGCAACUGUGGUCACUCAACUGCUAGUCUAUAAUGGUGUUUAUCAUCAUCACAUGUCACUCCUAGAUCUUCUGGGAAUGUCUGCUCAACCAAAGUAUGACAGUGGCAGUUCUGCUGUGAAACAAUCUUUCUGCAUGUACAAAAGCUGGAGAUUUUCAGCAGGACAUUACAGAAAGACAAAGUGCUACCCCAUCACCUUAGGGUCAGUUGGAUGCACCUGGUAUGCAAAGUCUCUGCGCACUUGGCUUGGGAAAUCUGCAGACUGACAAAUUUAAGAUGAAGCUUAAAACUGUUUACAAAGACAAAUCUUUGUGGAAUUUUCAAUGCCUUAGACCUGGUGCAUGUCAAGAUCAUGCCUGUCCAAGUGAAAACAAGCCAGUACAUGUUUCAGAUCUUUCCAGAAUGUAUGUAAAAUUCAUUUUAAAAUUGAUCAGGUUGAGAUUUUUUUUCCUAAAGAAAAAUAAAUUGGUGAAAAAUAAA